Symphalangus syndactylus (siamang) is the source of this 963-nucleotide messenger RNA. RefSeq names its product olfactory receptor family 2 subfamily A member 7 (gene OR2A7). The record is from RefSeq and is a predicted model, not a curated record. Gene Ontology annotation, cellular component: membrane. Gene Ontology annotation, molecular function: G protein-coupled receptor activity; olfactory receptor activity. NCBI's taxonomy places the organism in Eukaryota, Metazoa, Chordata, Mammalia, Primates, Hylobatidae. Gene Ontology annotation, biological process: G protein-coupled receptor signaling pathway.
AUGAGUAUUAACUUGAUUUCCUGUCAUAGAGAUGUGGGAGACAAUAUAACAUCCAUCACAGAGUUCCUCCUACUGGGAUUUCCCGUUGGUCCAAGGAUUCAGAUGCUCCUCGUUGGGCUCUUCUCCCUGUUCUAUGUCUUCACCCUGCUGGGGAACAGGACCAUCCUAGGGCUCAUCUCACUGGACUCCAGACUGCAACCCAUGUACUUCUUCCUCUCACACCUGGCGGUUGUCGACAUCGCCUACGCCUGCAACACGGUGCCCCAGAUGCUGGUGAACCUCCUGCGUCCAGCCAAGCCCAUCUCCUUGGCGGGCUGCAUGACACAGACCUUUCUCUUUUCCACUUUUGCUGACACAGAAUGUCUCCUCCUGGUGGUGAUGUCCUAGGAUCGGUACGUGGCCAUCUGCCACCCACUCCAAUAUUUGGCCAUCAUGACCUGGAGAGUCUGCAUCACCCUCGCGGUGACUUCCUGGACCACUGGAGUCCUUUUAUCCUUGGUUCAUCUUGUGUUACUUCUACCUUUACCCUUCUGUAGGCCCCAGAAAAUUAAUCACUUUUUUUGUGAAAUCUUGGCUGUUCUCAAACUUGCCUGCGCAGAUAGCCACAUCAAUGAGAACAUGGUCUUGGCUGGAGCAAUUUCUGGGCUGGUGGGACCGUUGUCCACAAUUGUAGUUUCAUAUAUGUGCAUCCUCUGUGCUGUCCUUCAGAUCCAAUCAAGGGGAAGUCAGAGGAAAGCCUUCUCCACCUGCUUCUCUCACCUCUGUGUGGUUGGACUCUUUUAUGGCACAGCCAUUAUCAUGUAUGCUGGACCCAGAUAUGGGAACCCCAAGGAGCAGAAGAAAUAUCUCCUGCUGUUUCACAGCCUCUUUAAUCCCAUGCUCAAUCCCCUUAUCUAUAGUCUUAGGAACUCAGAAGUGAAGAAUACUUUGAAGAGAGUGCUGGGAGUAGAAAGGGCUUUAUGA